Rubroshorea leprosula is the source of this 3187-nucleotide messenger RNA. NCBI's taxonomy places the organism in Eukaryota, Viridiplantae, Streptophyta, Magnoliopsida, Malvales, Dipterocarpaceae. The record is from the annotation of a GenBank genome assembly.
ACACACCACUCCCUGUUUUUGCCAAAAUUAAACUAAAAAACAAACUCACGCUUCUCAAGGUGAGAGCUUUGAACUCUGCAAAACUCCUCUCUCUAGAUCUAUCUCCUCAUUUCUGCUGCUCCUCUCGCUAACCCUAGAGACAUAUCGGAGAUGGCUUACUCCGUAUCCGGAAUACGGCUUCCUUGUGUGCCGCCAGUCUUCAGGUCCGCUCACUCUAGCUUCAAUGGCGAUCGGAGGAGCUCGAGUUUCUCUCUUUUGUUGAAGAAGGAUCAAUUUUCUCGUAAGAUCUUUGCUGGAAAAUCUUCUUAUGAUUCGGACUCCUCGUCUUUAAUAGUUGCUGCAUCUGAGAAAGUCCUUGUUCCUGGUGGUCAAGGUGAUAGUUCUUCAACCUCAACAGAUCAACUGGAGACUCCCGGCACUGUUUCUGAUGAUCCUCAGACCAUCCAUGAUGAAGAUAGCAGUGAAGUGGAAGAUGAGGAAAAGGUUGAGAAUGGAGAUGCAGAACCUGUUCACUCUGUAUUGGAAGAAGAUAAUGGGAAGGGUGAGGAGCCAACUGUUCGUCUACAUACAGAAAAAAAACCAAAAUCCAUUCCUCCUCCUGGUGCUGGACAGAGAAUAUAUGAAAUAGAUCCAACCUUGUUGGGUCAUCGUGAACAUCUAGAUUACCGGUAUUCUCAGUACAAAAGGAUGCAUGCAGAAAUUGACAAGCAUGAGGGUGGUUUAGAGAUGUUUUCUCGUGGUUAUGAGAAGUUUGGGUUCACAAGAAGUGCCACAGGAAUAACUUAUCGAGAAUGGGCACCAGGAGCUAUGAAUGAGUUUGGCAUCUGGGAGAUCUUUUUGCCAAACAAUGCUGACGGUUCUCCCCCAAUUCCCCAUGGUUCUCGAGUGAAGGUUCGCAUGGAGACCCCAUCUGGUAUCAAAGAUUCUAUUCCUGCUUGGAUCAAGUUUUCUGUCCAAGCACCUGGUGAGAUCCCAUACAAUGGCAUAUACUAUGACCCCCCAGAAGAGGAAAAGUAUAUAUUUAAACAUCCCCAGCCAAAGAAACCAAAAUCACUUAGAAUUUAUGAGUCACAUGUUGGAAUGAGUAGCACGGAGCCAAUAAUUAAUACAUAUGCCAACUUUAGAGAUGAUGUGCUUCCUCGAAUUAAAAGGCUUGGAUAUAAUGCUGUUCAGAUCAUGGCAAUUCAGGAGCACUCAUAUUAUGCUAGCUUUGGGUACCAUGUGACAAACUUUUUUGCACCUAGCAGCCGCUUUGGAACACCUGAUGAUCUAAAGUCUCUGAUAGAUAAAGCUCAUGAAUUGGGCCUGCUUGUUCUCAUGGACAUUGUACAUAGCCAUUCAUCUAAUAAUACAUUGGAUGGGCUGAACAUGUUUGAUGGAACUGAUAGUCACUACUUCCACUCUGGAUCGAGGGGUUAUCAUUGGAUGUGGGAUUCUCGCCUUUUUAACUAUGGAAGUUGGGAAGUAUUAAGGUUUCUGAUAUCAAAUGCAAGAUGGUGGCUCGAGGAAUAUAAAUUUGAUGGAUUUAGAUUUGAUGGUGUGACUUCAAUGAUGUACACUCAUCAUGGGUUGCAGGUAGCAUUUACUGGAAAUUACAAUGAAUACUUUGGAUUGGCAACCGAUGUAGAUGCUGUUGUUUACCUGAUGCUGGUUAAUGAUAUGAUUCAUGGGCUCUACCCCGAUGCUGUCACCAUCGGUGAGGAUGUUAGUGGAAUGCCAACAUUCUGCAUUCCUGUCCAAGAUGGUGGCGUGGGCUUUGAUUACCGACUGCAAAUGGCCAUUGCCGACAAAUGGAUUGAGCUUCUUAAGAAGAGGGAUGAAGACUGGAGGAUGGGUGACAUUGUCUACACGCUUACCAAUAGGAGAUGGUUGGAAAAGUGUGUUGCAUAUGCUGAAAGUCAUGACCAAGCUCUAGUUGGUGACAAAACAGUAGCUUUCUGGUUGAUGGAUAAGGACAUGUAUGAUUUUAUGGCUCUUGAUAGACCAACAACUCCCCGCAUAGAUCGUGGGAUAGCAUUACACAAAAUGAUUAGGCUUAUUACCAUGGGACUAGGUGGAGAAGGAUAUUUGAAUUUCAUGGGAAAUGAAUUUGGACAUCCUGAGUGGAUUGAUUUUCCAAGGGGUGAUCAGCAUCUUCCUAAUGGAAAGGUUAUUCCUGGGAACAAUUGCAGUUAUGAUAAAUGCCGUCGUAGAUUUGAUCUUGGUGAUGCAGACUAUCUAAGAUAUCGUGGAAUGCAAGAAUUUGACCAAGCAAUGCAGCAUCUUGAAGAGAAGUAUGGGUUCAUGACUUCUGAGCACCAGUACAUAUCGAGAAGGGAUGAAGGGGAUAGGAUAAUUAUCUUUGAAAGGGGCAACCUGGUUUUUGUCUUCAAUUUUCAUUGGAGUAGCAGCUAUUUUGAUUACCGAGUGGGCUGCUUAAGGCCAGGAAAGUAUAAGAUCGUAUUGGACUCAGAUGAUCCCUUAUUUGGGGGCUUCAAUAGGCUUGAUCACAAUGCUGAAUACUUCAGCAUGGACGGAUGGUAUGAUGACAGACCACGUUCUUUCUUGAUAUAUGCACCGUCUAGAACUGCAGUUGUAUAUGGGCUAGUGGAAGAUGAAAAUAAAGAGCCAGAACCCAUUGUAUCAGUAGGAGAACCCAUUGCACCCGUGGAGGGUGAAGAAGAAGAAGCAGAAUCUGAAUCAAUUUAUGGCUAAAAUCAAAUUUCAUCACAGAUUCUGCUGAUUUGCAGUGACUUCAAAAAUCUCAUUGUUGACCUUUGGCAUUCAAGACUAAUUUUGACAAACAAAUUCUGUACACUACCAGCACAGAAUAAUAUCAUCUUGAAGGUUGGCAGUUCGCCAGGAGAUGCAACAAUUGAGACGAACAUAGAGUAGACGCGGACACGAGCAAGAACAUGGAGCAACAUGAGGCAACCUUUAUUAAGUACAUAAAAGCCAGUUUGCUGUUCCUUGAUUCUGUAAAUCCUAGUUAUAAUCAUAUAAAUGUAAUGUCAGACCUACUAAGAGCAGUGAGCGUAGUGUUAAACCUGAACUCGUCGAAGAAGCAGCCGGUGGAAUGUGAAGCCAAGUGAAUGAUGCAAUAAACUCAGUAUAACCCUUUCACUGUUUACAUAUUUGCUACUGUUUUCCUUUGAUCAAAAUUCAGCAAGUGCAAAUAUCAUAUUUUCAAGAAAAGAACUAAUAAUUG